AUGUACCCCUUCAACCAUCCGUAUCAUGCACAGGGCUCCUCACCCACGCGCCCAGCCCAGACGCCCCAGCCGCCCCGGACGCGUUCCCCGUAUGGCGGCACAUCUCCUAACGCCAGAGGUCGCUCGAGUCCCUUGGAACCGCGAGAGGCGCACACGCAAAGUCGCCAGAGCGAGUGGUCCACUGUCCCCGCUGUCAACUACUCAAGUACCUACCGCUCAUCGCCAUCACCUCGAUCGAGUCCGCGACCGCAGUACCACACCCAGCACUCGAACCUCAGUGCGUCCUCGUUCGUCGACUACUACACCGGCACGCCCGCCAGCGCCAUGGACACCUCUCCACUCAUUAGGGGGCCAACAAGCACAAACUACAACAACCAGAGCUACGACGCACAGCGACAAGGCUACGACCAAUAUGACAACUAUGGGCCGCCGCCCCCGAACCCAUAUGACAAUCACAAUAGCAGCCCGGCUUCGCCCGCUUACAAUCAUAACCAGCUGGCGCCAGUGCACUCGAACGAUGGGAGCUACUAUAACAAUGACCUGACGUCCUACUACUCGGGCGACCACGACGACAAGAGCUACUCGUCGCACACUGCUCUGAACUCGUCAAACUCACACAUGGACGGAUCGCCGAAGAGCUUUGGCGUCGGCGAGGUCGUCCCGACCAUGUCGUACUCGUCACCACCGCCGCCAAGUCCGAACAUGGGCUACUCGUACCCGCCAGCACCGUCACAGCUGCCUGCGACUCCGGGUUUCUCGGGAACGAGUCACUGGCAAAUGGUCCGCAACAACAUGAUGGCGCGCCGAGUCGUGAAGAAGAUCCCGCUCACGAACGGCAACUUUGUGAUCGACGUGCCGGUUCCGAAGGAGGUGAUCCGGCAUGGCCACCUCGGCAUCGGCGCCGAAAUCGGCGAGAUGGAGAAGAUGCGGUACACAGCCGCGACUUGCGAUCCUGACGACUUCAUGCGCUGCAAGUUCAACCUCCGCCCGUAUCUCUACGGACGACGGACAGAGCUCUUCAUUGUCAUGACAAUGUACAACGAGACCGCCGACCUGCUGCUGCGAACACUAAACUCGGUGAUCAAAAACAUUGCGAACCUGUGUGGGCGCGACAGGUCCAAGGUGUGGGGCGCCGGAGCGUGGCAGAAGGUGGUCGUGUGCAUCGUGGCCGACGGACGCAACGUCGUCGACCACCGUGUGCUCAAGGUUCUCCAGGUCAUGGGCAUCUACGCCGAGGGCGUGAUGCAGGAUACGGUGGCGGGCAAGGACGUGACGGCACACAUCUUCGAGGGAACGUCGCAGGUCAUGGUGUCCGAGUCGGAGAGCGGCGAGGUCGGCCCAGCCCCAGCGCCGGUGCAGUACAUCUUCUGCCUGAAGGAGAAGAAUGCGAAGAAGCUCAAUUCGCACCGCUGGUUCUUCAACGCCUUUGGCUCGCUGCUGAAACCGAACGUGUGCGUCCUCCUCGACGUCGGUACGAAACCGUCGGGCAACUCAAUCUACGAGCUGUACAAGGUCUUCCAGAAGCACGACAACGUCGGCGGCGCAUGUGGAGAAAUUAUCGCGGACAAGGGACCGUGGGGUCGAUACCUGCUCAACCCGAUCGUCGCCGGACAGAACUUUGAGUACAAGAUGUCCAACAUUCUCGACAAGCCGUUCGAGUCCAUCUUUGGCUUCAUCGCUGUGCUUCCCGGAGCGUUCUCGGCGUACCGCUACGCUGCGGUCUGCAACCACCCCGACGGCACUGGUCCGCUCGCUUCCUACUUCCACGGAGAGAUGAUGAACCUGCCCGGUGCGCAGGCCAAGAUCUUCGAGCGCAACAUGUUCUUGGCCGAGGACCGUAUCCUGGCGUUCGAAAUCGUAACGAAAAAGAAGGCAAAGUGGCGACUGCAGUACGUCAAGUCGGCCAAGGCAUCGACGGAUGUGCCGGCCAAGGUGCCCGAGUUCAUCUCCCAGCGUCGUCGCUGGCUGAACGGCUCCAUGUUCGCGUCGAUCCACGCUCUCGCCCAUUUCUGGAAGGUCUGGACGUCGGGACACAACUUCAUCCGCAAGUUUGCCCUCAUGUUCCUCACGCUCUACAACCUCGUCAACCUGCUGUUCAACAUUGUCUCGAUCUCAUCCUACUACCUCGCCUUCUAUUUCCUGAUCAACUCGAGUGUCGCGUCGCCGGAUACGGAUCCGUUCUUCGGCGCCGGAGAGGAGAUCUUCCAGGUCGUCUCGAAACUUUACAUUGCUGUCCUGUUCGUCGUCCUCAUCUGUUCCCUUGGUAACCGCCCGCAAGGAUCCAAGUGGAUGUACACGAUCUGCAUUCUCUUCUUGGCCGUGUGUCAGGGCGUCAUGCUCUAUGUUGCUGGCUGGACGGUGUACCAGACUGUACCGCACGACGCGGCCGGCUGGCGAGACGUCAAGGGCCUCUUUGAGAACGAGACGUUCCGAGACCUGGCUCUUGCGCUGCUGGCAACGUACGGUCUCUACUUCAUCUCGUCGUUGAUCUACAUGGAGCCAUGGCACAUGUUUACGUCCUUCAUCCAGUAUCUCCUGCUUUUGCCGUCCUACGUGAACAUUCUCCUGAUCUACGCCUUUUGCAACCUCCACGACGUCUCAUGGGGAACGAAGGGUGACAACGGCAGUGCCAAGGAUCUGGGACAAGUCAAGAUCACGACGAAGAACGGCGAAAAGGUCGCCGAAGUGAAGUCCACGCGCCAGGAGGACAUUGAGGACCUGUACCGACAAGCCAAGGCCGAGCUGCGUAUCCCGAUGGAGCACGUCAAGGAGAAACGCUCGCAGGAGACGAAGCGCGCAGACGCGGACCGCAACUUCCGCACGCACGUCGUGCUCUGGUUCCUCGGCGUCAACAUGAUCAUCAUCCUCGUCCUCACGAGUCACACGGUGACCGAGUGGCUCAACACAAAGUUCAACCCGAAUCCGGAGGAGACGAACUUCAACCCGUAUCUGGUGAGUGCAAGCUGGGCGGCCGAGCUGCCAAGCGCAGCGAGGUCCGUAGGCCAGUCGGCCAGUGGGCUACAGGGAGGGUGGUAG
Trichosporon asahii var. asahii CBS 2479 is the source of this 3036-nucleotide messenger RNA. Its product is annotated as chitin synthase 1. Gene Ontology annotation, molecular function: chitin synthase activity. The transcript has 5 exons. The coding region runs from base 1 to 3036 and encodes 1011 amino acids. The record is from RefSeq and is a predicted model, not a curated record. NCBI's taxonomy places the organism in Eukaryota, Fungi, Basidiomycota, Tremellomycetes, Trichosporonales, Trichosporonaceae. Gene Ontology annotation, cellular component: cell septum; cell periphery.